This is a messenger RNA of Myotis lucifugus (little brown bat), 2809 nucleotides long. RefSeq names its product lamin B1 (gene LMNB1). The coding region runs from base 284 to 2044 and encodes 586 amino acids. The transcript is spliced from 11 exons. The record is from RefSeq and is a predicted model, not a curated record. NCBI's taxonomy places the organism in Eukaryota, Metazoa, Chordata, Mammalia, Chiroptera, Vespertilionidae.
GGCGGAGGCGCCGGCGCGCGGACCCCAAAUCGGCCCUCCCGGUCACUCUUGCCCCGGUGUCUUCCUUAGUGCGUGUUUGUGUGGGUGCGCGCGCGCGUGCUUUCUUACAAAGGGCAUUUUACGACUGAUUGAUCCCCUUUGCCCUUUGUGCUGUAACCCCGCUCCCACCAUCGCGGAUCGCCGGUGUGUGCCUUCGGUCCCGGCGUCGCUCCCUCCAGCCUGCUGCGUGUCCCCGAGCUGCCCGCGGCCUCCCCGCUCCGCGCCGAUCGCCCCGCCGCCCGCCAUGGCGACCGCUACCCCCGUGCCGCCGCGCACAGGCAGCCGCGCUGGCGCUCCCACCACGCCGCUGAGCCCCACGCGGCUGUCGCGGCUGCAGGAAAAGGAGGAGCUGCGCGAGCUCAACGAUCGGCUGGCGGUGUACAUCGACAAGGUGCGCAGCCUGGAGACGGAGAACAGCGCGCUGCAGCUGCAGGUGACGGAGCGGGAGGAGGUGCGCGGCCGGGAGCUCACCGGCCUCAAGGCGCUCUACGAGACCGAGCUGGCAGAUGCGCGGCGCGCGCUGGACGACACUGCCCGCGAGCGCGCCAGGCUGCAGAUAGAGCUGGGCAAGUUCAAGGCCGAGCACGACCAGCUGCUUCUCAAUUACGCUAAGAAAGAAUCUGAUCUUAAUGGAGCCCAGAUGAAGCUCCGAGAAUAUGAAGCAGCACUGAAUUCUAAAGAUGCGGCCCUGGCUACUGCGCUUGGUGACAAGAAAAGUUUAGAGGUAGAAUUGGAGGAUCUGAAGGAUCAGAUCGGCCAGUUGGAAGUCUCCUUGACUGCUGCCAAAAAACAGUUAGCUGAUGAAACUCUGCUUAAAGUGGACUUGGAGAAUCGCUGUCAGAGCCUUACCGAGGACCUGGAGUUCCGUAAAAGCAUGUAUGAGGAGGAGAUUAAUGAGACCAGAAGGAAGCAUGAAACUCGCUUGGUAGAGGUGGAUUCCGGGCGGCAGAUUGAGUAUGAGUACAAGCUGGCCCAAGCCCUGCACGAGAUGCGCGAGCAGCACGAUGCCCAGGUCAAGAUGUACAAGGAGGAGCUGGAGCAGACUUACCACGCCAAACUCGAGAAUGCCAGGCUCUCGUCAGAGAUGAACACGUCUUCUGUCAACAGUGCCAGGGAAGAGCUGAUGGAAAGUCGUAUGAGAAUCGAGAGCCUUUCGUCUCAGCUUUCUAAUCUGCAGAAAGAGUCUAGAGCCUGUUUGGAGAGGAUUCAAGAGCUGGAGGACUUGCUUGCUAAAGAAAGAGACAACUCGCGGCGCAUGCUGUCUGACAAGGAGAGGGAGAUGGCAGAAAUCCGGGACCAGAUGCAGCAGCAGCUGAACGACUAUGAACAACUUCUCGACGUGAAGUUAGCCCUGGACAUGGAGAUCAGCGCUUACAGGAAACUCCUCGAGGGCGAAGAGGAGAGAUUGAAGCUCUCGCCGAGCCCUUCUUCCCGCGUGACAGUCUCACGAGCAUCCUCAAGUCGCAGCGUGCGCACAACUAGAGGGAAACGGAAGAGAGUGGACGUGGAAGAAUCCGAGGCAAGCAGCAGUGUUAGCAUCUCUCAUUCCGCCUCAGCCACCGGAAACAUCUGUAUCGAAGAGAUAGAUGUUGACGGGAAAUUUAUCCGCUUGAAGAACACUUCCGAGCAGGAUCAACCAAUGGGAGGCUGGGAGAUGAUCAGAAAAAUUGGAGACACAUCAGUCAGUUACAAAUAUACCUCAAGAUAUGUGCUGAAGGCAGGGCAGACUGUUACAAUCUGGGCUGCAAACGCGGGUGUCACAGCCAGUCCUCCCACCGACCUCAUCUGGAAGAACCAGAACUCCUGGGGAACUGGCGAAGACGUGAAGGUCAUCCUGAGAAAUUCUCAGGGAGAGGAGGUUGCUCAAAGAAGUACAGUCUUUAAAACAACCAUACCUGAAGAGGAAGAGGAGGAGGAGGAAGGAGCUGAAGUGGCGAUCGAGGAAGAACUUUUCCACCAGCAGGGAGCCCCUCGAGCAACCAAUAGAAGCUGUGCAAUUAUGUGAACUUCUCAAGUCGACUGUCUUCCUCAAAGUGAAGAAGGACGGUAAUCCUCACCUACAUACAGUGCAGAGCCUUCUCAGAAGCACAGAAUAUUUUUAUAUUUCCUUUAUGUGAAUUUUUAAGCUGCGAAAUGAUGGCCUUAAUUUCCUUUUUUGACACUGAAAGUUUUGUAAAAGAAGUCAUAUCCAUACACUUUGUUGCAAGAUGUGAAUUAUUGACACUGAACUCACUGUACUGUUUGGAAAGGGUCCCUCAAAUUUUUUGACAUUUUUUGUAUGUGUUUUGUUUUUUUUAAGUUCUUAUGAGAAGAGAAGGGGAGGGAGGGUCAUUAAACCACUGUGUGUUUGGGCAUAAUUUGAAGAUUGCUCCAUAUAGAUUAGCAAUCUGCUCUUGAUUAUUCUCUGCUACAUAUAACGGUGCUGUGAGGGAGGGGAAAAGCGUUUUUCAAUAUAUCGAAAUUUUGUACUGAAUUUUUUUGUAAUAAACAAUCAUGGCUACAACUUUUUUUUUUUAAUAGAAAAGAGAAAUUUUGUAAGAUGGCAAUAUUAACCUAAUCAUGUAAGCACCCUGGAUGAAGGAUUCCACGAAACUUUGUUUUAUGGUUACUUCUUCUCUUAGAUUCAUAAUUCACCAGGGGUAUGGGGGGAGGGAGGGGAGGGGGAGGGAGGGUUUCUCUUAAAACGCGUUAGCUGUGUUUUUUUAAGAUAGUGUAACUUGCUUAAAUUUCUUAUGUGACAUUAACAAAUAAAAGGCUGUUUUAAUAUUAA